GAGAAUGUGGAACGGGGUAACUGGUCUUCGAAGACUGAUUACCUGCUCUCAAUGAUUGGUAAUGCAGUGGGUUUUGGGAAUGUUUGGAGAUUUCCUUACCUGGCUUACAAAAACGGAGGAGGUGCAUUCCUUAUUCCCUAUUCUGUCAUGCUGGCCCUUGUUGGGAUACCAUUGUUUUUCUUGGAGUGUUCCUUUGGUCAGUUUGCCAGCCUUGGGCCUGUUGCAGUCUGGAGGGCUGUGCCUAUGUUACAAGGUGUGGGGAUUGCUAUGAUGCUUCUGAUUACAAUGUCCAACAUUUUGUACAACUGCAUCGUUGGCUACAGUCUAUACUACCUGUUUGCUUCCUUCCAAUCACCCCUACCAUGGGCAGACUGCUUCAGUUGGUGGGGAGCAGAUGAAACAUGCAGCAGGACCCCCAAAGAGACUCUCUGCAAUCUCACUCUGACUGAUGGAUAUUUUGAAAUCGUUAAUAUAACACAGCUGCAGGAAAACAAUGGAUCUUGUCCAAAUGGAUCAGAAAUCUCCAAUCCUCACCAGGGCCUGAGUGAGCAAUACUGGGAUAAAGCAGUUUUACGCCGUUCCAGUUCAAUGGAUGAGACUGGGGAGGUAAUCUGGUAUUUAGCCCUCUGUCUGCUUCUUGCCUGGCUAAUAGUUGGGGCAGCAUUAUCAAAAGGAAUCAAAUCUUCAGGAAAGGUGGUUUAUUUCACUGCGACAUUCCCUUACGUGGUUCUGACCAUACUCCUGAUCCGAGGGGUUACCCUGGAGGGAGCUUCUAAAGGAAUUGAAUUCUACAUCGGAAGCCAGUCAGACUUCUCCAGACUGGCUGAUGCUGAGGUCUGGAAAGAUGCUGCGACUCAAAUUUUCUUUUCUAUCUCAGUGGGUUGGGGCACUUUAGUAGCAUUGUUGUCUUACAACAAGUUCUACAAUAACUCCUACAGAGAUACCACCAUUGUCUGUGUUGUUAAUUGUGCUACGAGUGUGUUUGUUGGAUUUGUCAUCUUCUCCAUCCUGGGACACAUGGCUCACAUACAAGAUAAGCCCGUUUCAGAGGUUGCCCAGUCAGGUUUCGGUUUGGUCUUCAUUGCCUACCCAGAGGCCCUUGCACAGUUACCGUGGGCACCAUUAUGGUCUGUUUCAUUUUUCUUCAUGCUGCUCACUCUGGGAGUUGACACACAGUUUGCAGGUUUAGAAACAGUUAUGACAGCCCUGCAAGACCAGUUCCCUACAUUGGUCCAAUCAAAGCGCCUUCUUCUGACAGCUGGUGUUUGUUCGUUAUUUUAUCUGCUUGGCCUUCUAUGUGUGACACAGGCUGGGAUUUACUGGCUGAAUUUAAUGGAUCAUUAUGUUACGGACUGGAUUCUCGUUAUAACAGCUCUCCUGCAACUCAUCGGUCUCAGCUGGAUCUAUGGGACAAACAGAUUCAUCAAGGACAUUGAGAUGAUGAUUGGGGAAAGGACUUGGCUCUUCUGGCUGUGGUGGAGAAUGUGUUGGAUUCUGAUCUCUCCGUGUUUGCUGGUGGCAGUCUUAAUCUGGUCCUUGACAACAUUUGCCCCACUAAGAUAUGGAUCUGUUGAAUACCCUGUCUGGUCAGGAGCACUGGGCUGGUGUAUGACCAUCUUCUGUAUUAUGUGGAUCCCCAUCAUGGCUGUGGUGAGAGUUGUCCAAGCUGAGGGCCCCACCUUGUGGCAGAAAAUAUCUGCUGCUUGCACAUCAGCUCCUGAUUGGGGUCCCUACUUGGAACAACACAGAGGGGAAAGAUACAGGAAGAAGCCUGACUCUACAGAAGACCCAAACUGUGUGCACCUUCUGGUCAUUCCUGAGAAGUAA
Molecule: messenger RNA, 1827 nt
Organism: Hemiscyllium ocellatum (epaulette shark)
Lineage: Eukaryota; Metazoa; Chordata; Chondrichthyes; Orectolobiformes; Hemiscylliidae
Product: sodium- and chloride-dependent neutral and basic amino acid transporter B(0+)-like
Exons: 13
Coding region: 52-1827 (591 amino acids)
Biological process (GO): sodium ion transmembrane transport
Cellular component (GO): membrane
Molecular function (GO): L-proline transmembrane transporter activity
Source: RefSeq, a predicted model, not a curated record